This is a messenger RNA of Anopheles moucheti, 462 nucleotides long. RefSeq names its product signal peptidase complex subunit 1 (gene Spase12). The record is from RefSeq and is a predicted model, not a curated record. Lineage: Eukaryota; Metazoa; Arthropoda; Insecta; Diptera; Culicidae. Gene Ontology annotation, cellular component: endoplasmic reticulum membrane; signal peptidase complex. Bases 92 to 382 code for a protein of 96 amino acids. Gene Ontology annotation, biological process: protein targeting to ER. The transcript is spliced from 3 exons.
CGAACUGUCACUUUGGACGAAGGUUUCUGACGUGUUGUUUUGUUGAUGUACACUUGGCACUUUAAUUUGGGAGCCGCUAAAGUUACCAAAAAUGUUGAAUAUCGCUACACAUAUGGACUUUGAGGGUCAAGGAAGGGCCGAGAAGCUUUCCCGCAUCAUCAUUACGCUGUUCGGUACGGUAGGACUAGUGUGGGGCUACAUCAUCCAACAAUUUUCUCAAACGGUCUACAUUCUCAUUGCCGGGGUUUUACUGGCUUCGAUUCUCACCAUUCCACCGUGGCCAAUAUAUCGUAAGAAGCCCCUAAACUGGCAAAAGCCUCGUCCCGAUCCGCAAACAACGCAAAGCUCAUCGGAUGAAACGAAGAAGAAAAAGAAAAACUAGUGCUUCGGAUGGCUAAAUGUUUAAGAUACGAAUAAAAAACACACACCGUACUGUGGGCUGAAAUUCCCCUGUUUGUCGGA